AUGAAUAUUAAUUUUUAUGUUUAUGAUGAUGAAGCAGAUGAUGAAAUAAUUUCUAGUAAUUUUAAUGUAUACUGUUCAGAUGAAUUUUUAAAAAUUCAGAACAUCGAAAAAAACAGCAACGCUAUAAUUUAUCAUGAAAUAAAGAAUGAAGAAGAAAAAGAAGAUGUAAAUAAUAUUAGAAAUAUAAAUAUAAAUAAAAAUAAUGAAGAAAAAACAGAAAAAGUGAAAGAACCAAAUAAUGUACAAAAUUUUUUUGUAUUAUGUUGUUUUAAAAAUUAUAAUGAAUUGAAUAUAAAAAAAAAAUUAGAAAAUAAUGGAUUAUAUAUUAAUAAAUAUAUAGUUAGAUGUCUAAAUAUAGAUAUAAAAGAAAAAGAAGAAAAAUAUAAAAAUAAAAAUUGUAAAGAUCAAAGUAAUAAUGAUAAAAAAAUAUGUACACUUAAAGUGGAUAUAAUAAAACCUCAAUUAUUUAUACCUAUUAAAGAAAUUAAAUUAUAUGUUGAAGAAGUCUUUAAUAAAUCUUAUGAAUAUUUAAAAAGUUAUCAAUAUGAAAAUAUAGAUAUAUUACAAUCAUAUUGGAGCAAUAUUAAAAGUAAAAACCUAGAAAAAUAUAUUAACCUUUCUUUAUUAAAUACAUGUUUGUUUGUUAAUAAUUUUUUAAAAAUAAGUAUAUUAGGUGUCCAAUCUUAUAUAACAGUUAAACAUAUUAUUCUAAUCAACAACAAUAAAAAGAAAACAAAAAUGAAAAAUAAAAGGAAAGAUGAAAAAGGAAGUCAACAAGAUAAGCAAGAAAAAAAUAACAAUCAAAAUACCAAUCAAAAUACCAAUCAAAAUAAGAACAAUUUAUGUGAGAACAAUAUGGUAGUACCUUUUAUUGAUCAUAAUUCCAAAAUUGUUAUUGUAACUAAUGAUGAUAUAAGAAACAAUGUAGAUGAUAAAUAUUUUAUAAAUGAAUAUGAAGGAGAAAAAAACAAUAAUAUAAAAUUCAAUCAUAUGAAAAAUUUGAAUUUAAAAAAAAUGAUGAUAAAUAAAAAAGAAAAAAAAGGAUUAAAUAAAUUAGGAGGAUAUAAUAAAAUUAAAGAAGAUAUAUAUUAUUAUAUAUUAAUUCCUUUAAUAUAUAAACAUAUAUAUAAUCAAUAUCAUAUUGAUAUACAUAAAGGUAUAUUAUUACAUGGUCCUCCAGGGUGUGGUAAAACAUAUAUUGCUUUAUCAAUAAAAGAGGAAUUAUUAUUAUUAAAAAAGAAAUUUUAUAUGAUUAAACAAGACAAAAUAAAACAAAAAGAAUUAAAUAAUAAUCCAAAAAAGUAUGUUCAUUAUAAUGAUGAUGAUUAUUCAUAUAAUUGUGAUAAUAUUAUUAACAUACCAGAAAUUGAAAUAUUAAAAAGUACAGAUCUAAUUGAUCAUAAUAAUACUGGAUAUAAAAUUAAUGAAUUAUUUUUAAGAUGUCAUAAAAGAUAUCAAGAAGAAAAAAAAUGUAGCAUAAUUUUUAUUGAUGAAAUAGAAAUCUUAUGUAAAACUAGAGAAGAAAAUAAUAAUAUGAAUUUAUAUACAUCGGUAUUAAAAUAA
Messenger RNA from Plasmodium adleri (nom. inval.), 1563 nucleotides. RefSeq names its product AAA family ATPase,putative. NCBI's taxonomy places the organism in Eukaryota, Apicomplexa, Aconoidasida, Haemosporida, Plasmodiidae. The transcript has a single exon. Gene Ontology annotation, molecular function: ATP hydrolysis activity; ATP binding. The coding region runs from base 1 to 1563 and encodes 520 amino acids. The record is from RefSeq and is a predicted model, not a curated record.